GAUUGGCACCGACAGAUAAUCUGGUAUACAUACAUAUGCAGGUAUUUUGAUCAUUGGAGAGUUUUGUUGUUACUUUGAAACGUCUUAGCUACCAGAGUUUAUUUAUAAUCGUAGAAACGCCGACGGAUGAUGACAAACUUGCGAUGAAUUACCAAACUUUGCAGAGGAUAUUUCGAAACUUAUUGUGAUUCCUUCUUCUCGUGAGAAAAAAGGAUAAAAACUUAUUGUUCUUAGUUUCUUGUGUAUUCUGUAAAAGAAAAUUUGAAUUUUAAGGAUCUGUUGUGUUUAAAAUGAGUAGACAUAUGCACAAACGGAAAUCUCUUCCUGAACGGAGAAAUUUCCAGGAAAAAUCUUUACCAGAUAUUAUUAAGCACCAUGAUAUAUACUUCAAUGAUGAAAAUGACAGUCACUCUGCACCAAAUUCCCGCUCAAAUUCUUUCCGCUCCAAAACAAAGCCAGAAGUAAAAGUUCUUCAUGUAGAUGUUGGUAAUCAAAGAAGGAAUAGCGAACCGAGUACACCGCUUCCAAUAGAUUCGUUGUCUGUUCCUGGACAGGAUGAUAAUAUUUUGGUUAAAGUAAGAUCAUUCAAAACUACACGUAAAGGUAUUGUUAGUCGCGGAGACUCUUUCAGGAGGCAAAGCAGAGGCAGUAUUACAAAUCUUACUGCUUCAAAAUCUGACAAUGCACUUUAUAAGACACAAGAUCAGCCAUCAACGAAGACAAAAAAUGGACUCCUUGCUGCGCCAUCAAGAGGUACAGAAACACCGCAUAGCAAUUGUUACAAAGUUGCAAUUAUUGGAGCAGAUGGUGUAGGGAAGACUGCUCUUACUAAACAGUUUCUAUCAUCAGAAAGCAUGUUCUUCAAUGAUAGCCCAGGAGGACAUAUCGAUGAACCAAACCAUAUCACAGUUAUCAUAGAUAAAGAGGAAACAACCAUUGAAUUCGUAGAUACAGAGGAAAGAGUAGACAUAUCAGUUUGCAGUGCCUGCGAUGCUUUUAUUAUUGUUUAUUCCGUACAAGACAUGCAUUCGUUUAACUAUGCCAAGCACAAGUUACAUACCUUACGACAUAAUCUAGAGACAGACAGAGUCUGCAUUCUUGUAGCCAACAAAGUUGAUCUUGUCCGAAAACGACGCGUGACUACAGAUGACGGAAGAGCUGUUGCACAAAAGUAUACCUGCAAAUAUAUUGAAACGUCAGCAGGUUUGAAUUUGAAGGUCGAUGAUCUGUUAGUUGGUAUUGUGAGACAAAUAAAACUCAAAUUGAAAAAUGACCUUGAGAGUAAAACUCUUCCAAGAGUUCAAAAGCCUGAAUCUGAACAACAGAAAGAUCAAAAAGGGUUCUUCAAACGCUUAUUUCGAAAGAAACAAAAGAAGACAUCAUGCAGCAACAUGACUCAGCUAUAAAAUCUGCAUUUUAUUCAGAAAUGACUUUGGAUUAAGUCUUUGAGAACAAUAGUGAUGCCAGUGAACGGAAAAUAUACCAAAACUUAGGGGACGAC
Messenger RNA from Mytilus trossulus (common blue mussel), 1501 nucleotides. Its product is annotated as GTP-binding protein Rit2-like. Lineage: Eukaryota; Metazoa; Mollusca; Bivalvia; Mytilida; Mytilidae. Gene Ontology annotation, molecular function: GTP binding; GTPase activity; calcium channel regulator activity. The transcript has 4 exons. Bases 291 to 1406 code for a protein of 371 amino acids. The record is from RefSeq and is a predicted model, not a curated record. Gene Ontology annotation, cellular component: plasma membrane.